Beauveria bassiana ARSEF 2860 is the source of this 540-nucleotide messenger RNA. RefSeq lists its product as uncharacterized. Gene Ontology annotation, biological process: ribosomal large subunit export from nucleus. Gene Ontology annotation, cellular component: preribosome, large subunit precursor; nucleolus. The coding region runs from base 1 to 540 and encodes 179 amino acids. The transcript is spliced from 2 exons. The record is from RefSeq and is a predicted model, not a curated record. NCBI's taxonomy places the organism in Eukaryota, Fungi, Ascomycota, Sordariomycetes, Hypocreales, Cordycipitaceae.
AUGGCCAAAACAAAAGCCCAACCCUCUAAGCGGUCCCGCGCCGCGCGCCGCGCCACCUCACCCAGCAUCGACACGGACAAGUCCCUCAAGACCGCCGCGCCACCCGCGCGCGGCAAGCCCACCGAGAGACCGUCAGUGCUCGCGGUGCACCACGCGGCGGGCGUACAAAAGAGAACGAGCCAACGCAAGGCGCGCGUGUCGGCUAAGGCGCGGCGGCGCCGUGAAAAGGGCAUGGAAAUGGCCGAGGCGGUGUUGGAGCGCACGUCGAGCAAAGUGAAGCGCAGCUGGGACAGGCAGCGCACGGUGGAUAAGAGACGACAGGGCUGGGAUGCGAUUAAUAAGGACGUGGUUGAGGAGGAGGGGGAACAGAGCGAGGCGGAGGGGGGAGGUGAGGGGGCUGUGGCGAAGAAGACGAGGACGAAAAAAGAGAAUGGAAAGCGGGCAGAGCGGGACGAGGACGAAGGCUGGGAGACGGAGGAGAAUGCAGAGGCAAAGCCGGCACAGACAGCUGUGGACGAUGAUUUGGACGAAAUCAUGUGA